ACUUUUGCCCAGCCAGUUAAGUUUAACUCUGACUUUGGGGUUUUUGAAGUAGUUAAUGAUGCCCCACAACGCCUGGAAAGCCAGCUGAAAGAAAUUCUACAUGAUCAGAAACCUCCAAAACCCAUUUAUGAUGUUCUAAGGAAAGCAAAGAAUGACAGGCAGCUCUCCAAAAUGUGCAGCACUUCUCCAACCUUCAAUAUUGAUCCAAAUUACAACACUAUGUGUCUUGAUCGAGAACAAGCAAUUCAGUGGAUUAAGAAAGAAAGGCUUCCAGCAUUUCUAGAAAGUGACUGUUACUUUGAAUACAGGCUAGCUAAAUUGAUAUCACAGGUAGAAUGGAGCAAGACUGGCAUUAAUUUCAUUAUAGAUAGUGACUACUAUCCCUGGAUAAGGAAGCAAGACCCAAGUUCUCCCCCUCCUGAGGAGGAUGACACUUCAUUGACCUUGAAGAAGUUCUAUGUAUCGCUUGGCCAGGCUACAGUUUCUCAGACAAAGGAUUGGUUUACGUUAGCAAAACGAAGUGAAUCCAUGAAAACUACAGAUUCAUUUAUGCAUCCUGUAGCUUCUAGCCAAAUUCAAGAUAUUCAGUGUUUGCCUGGGCAGCAUGAAAGAGAUGAUUCAUUAAGCGAAAAAGAUAGCCUUCUGGGUAAGACAGCAUCAGCAAAACCCGACAUUUUUAGGGAGAGAUCCAAAGAGGCUGAGGAGGGUUCUUCUGUGGCCAUUGCUGAACCUCCUUCCCACACUCAGUUAAGAGUUUAUCUAGACCCAAAAUGGGACAGUGCAGCAAAAGAAGAAAAUGGACAGGAAAGAGCACCAGAAGAAUUCAUACCAGCUUAUGCUCAGUUUGUAAUGAAGGAACCUAUUUCAGAACUGACCCGCCAGCCAGCUGCUGACAUUGAGGCCUUGAACUCCAAGGGAGAUGUCAGAGAACGAGAUACUGAAGAAAUAAACUUAAGAUCAAGUUCUGAGAGUGAUGGGGCAGACAGUAGGGCUUCCUGGUGUAUUAGUCACAGGACUUAUGACACUGGCAACAGACACGAGUUUGAAAGAUUCAAGAAGUUCAUUAAGGGAACACUGGGGGAGAGGUACUGGUUGCUCUGGAUGGAUAUUGAAAGACUAAAGGCUCUUAAGGACACUACAAGGCAGCAAAGGCAACUCAGUAAGAUGAAAAAACUCUAUCUGCUGAGCAGUGGAGACUAUUUCCUCAGUUCAGAAGUGUUACUCAGACUUGAUCUACUGCAUGGAGAUCAGUGGAAUAUAAGGCAUUUAAGACGGAUUCAGCCUGAAGUAGUGAAACCUCUACUUCUUUACUG
Molecule: messenger RNA, 1313 nt
Organism: Pelecanus crispus (Dalmatian pelican)
Lineage: Eukaryota; Metazoa; Chordata; Aves; Pelecaniformes; Pelecanidae
Source: RefSeq, a predicted model, not a curated record